Messenger RNA from Oppia nitens, 955 nucleotides. Its product is annotated as kelch-like protein diablo. The transcript has 9 exons. NCBI's taxonomy places the organism in Eukaryota, Metazoa, Arthropoda, Arachnida, Sarcoptiformes, Oppiidae. Gene Ontology annotation, molecular function: protein binding. The record is from RefSeq and is a predicted model, not a curated record. Bases 163 to 915 code for a protein of 250 amino acids.
AUCUCAUUGAAUACUACUAUCGAUACUUCAAAUACUAAUUUAACCGAAAACUUAUUGGAAAAGUUUAUCUAUAUAUGCGGUGGCAGUGAUGGGUCGUCUAAACUACUGUCCAAAUGUUUUAAAUAUAAUAAACACACCGAUGUUUGGCAAUCCAUACAAUCCAUGUCCACCAGUCGGUCGUAUUUUAGUUUGAUUUCAUUGAAUUCAAAAUUGUAUGCAAUCGGCGGUCUAAAUAGUAAACCAGAUAAAAGGAUAAAUAGCGUUGAAUCAUACGAUACGCAAACAAAUACGUGGAAAUCGGUUUCACCAAUGAAUUAUAUACGCAGUUCAUUUGAUUCAGCAAUAAUUGAUAAUACAAUUUACGUAUGCGGUGGUGAUAAUAACGAACCACUAAAAUCAUGCGAAUAUUAUACGCCAAAUACGGAUGAGUGGUAUUUUACGGCAUCAAUGCGUACGGAAAGGGAUGGUUUGGCACUGGUAUUACACGAGGGAUGUCUUUAUGCUAUCGGUGGUAAAAAUCGUAAUGUUUUUAUUAAUUCAAUGGAAAAAUUUGAUACAAAAACAAAACAAUGGUCUACUAAUGCAAAUAUGAAUUCAUCAAGAUCAUUAUUUGGUUCGGCAUCAUUUAUGGGCAAAAUAUAUGUUUGCGGCGGUUUGGGUACUAGUGAUGGAAAAUCAUGCGAAACAUAUGAUCCGCAAACAAACCAAUGGACACCAAUUGGAUCAAUGAAAACUAGACGAAAUGAUUUUAAAUUAAUUGUUUUCAAUAACAAUUUGUAUGCAUUGGGUGGCAAUUCGGAUGAUAAUCGACUAACUGAUACAAUUGAAAUAUAUGAUUACUAUGAAGAUAAAUGGGGUUACACUACAUCAUUGCCGCAAAAUUUAGGAGCAUAUGGGGCGACUGUUGCAAAUUGAUUUCGAUAUUAUAAUUAAAUUUAUUAACAAUUAUUUAAAA